AUGCGCUCCAAAUCGGUUGCUCGACGAUUUGCUCAAGGCAUCAGUGGCGACGACUCAGUGGCCGCAUCCCGUGGACUUCCAGCGAAACUCGAAGUGCCUCCCGGACUGCAGGUGAUACCGAUGAGCAAGCAUCACGAGCACGGUCCGCCAGAGCUUAGCCUCCCGUCGGCGCUCCACCACCACCACCUGCUGCCCACGGAGGAUGAUGUCCGCGAACGACUAAAGAGCGCGGAACAGUUCCUGCUGCAGAUGGCUCGACUCCAGCGCCCACCGCCGGACCUGGACGUGCAGACGGGGUCCGUGGUGGCGCUCAAAACCAUCCCGAAAGGGACCCAGUACGGUCCGUUCGUUGGGAAGCUGGUUCGGGACCCGAUCGAUCGGCGGUACGCCUGGGAGGUGAUUGAUCUGGACGUCCGCGGUUGGCUCGAUGCGACACUGGAGCCGACGAAUUGGAUGAAAAACAUUCGCUGCACGUCGAGCGGGGCCGAAGUGAAUGUGAAUCAUUUCCUCAAAGAUGGUCAUCUGUGGUACGAAGUGAUAUGUGAUAUCAGCCCCGGAAGGGAGCUGCUGUUGCGCCCGAAGGUUCCUCUGCAUCCGCGCGACGGUCAAGAUGAGCGCAGCGAACGUGGCGGUGACGGCUCACAGCACAGUGAGGCGUACGAGGACGAGUACAACACUUCGGCCGAUCUUGACGGUGGCCGGCACCAGCAUCACCACAGCGGUAACGGAACCGAACAGCAGCACCACAGCAACAGCAGCAGCAAUAGUAGCAGCAACAGUAGCAACACCAGCAACAGCAGCAAGGACGUCCGCGGCACCGGUGGCCGUCGACAGCGAGCCAGUAGUCGGGCGGCAGCGGCAGCAGCGGCGGCUGCGAACGGAACCGGAAGUGCCGACCAGGACGGUGAGGAGCAGCACCACCACCCGGAGGACGACGGUGACGGGGUACCGGACGACGAGGACGACGAGGACGUCGAGGGCAACAACACCCGGUGUAUCGUCUGCGAUCGCCAGUGUCACGAUAUCGAUCAGCUCGACAACCAUCUGGUGAUCUCGCACCACUACACGAAGGACGCGUACCGGUGCGAUCUGUGCCCGCGGGCCUACAGCUACCGGCCAUCGUUGCUGCGCCACCGGGCGAUCGUUCACGGCGAGCUGCGGCGCUUUCACUGCGAAAACUGUCCCAAGGUAAGGUCACUCGUUUUCACCGAUCCGUCGAACCUUCAGCGCCACAUCCGGACGCACCACGUCGGCGCCCGGAGCCACGCUUGCCCGGAGUGCGGCAAAACGUUCGCGACCUCAUCCGGACUCAAGCAGCACACGCACAUCCACUCGUCGGUGAAGCCGUUCCAGUGCGAGGUCUGCUUCAAGUCGUACACGCAGUUCUCGAACCUGUGCCGCCACAAGCGCAUGCAUGCCGACUGCCGGAUGCAGAUAAAGUGCGACAAGUGCGGCGACAGCUUCAGCACGGUGACGUCCCUGUCGAAGCACAAGCGCUUCUGCGACUCGACCGCCGUCACGCGGGCCGCCAUCCACCACCAGCAGCAUCACCACCAUCAGCAGCACCAGCAGCACUCGCCCCUUCACCACCACCAUCACCACCAUCCGCACCAGCAUCAUCACCCGCAGCACCACCAUCGACUUCCGGGUGCACCUGGGUUGACGGGCCAACAGCAACAGCAACAACCUCCGGCAGCGGCCGGAGCCACAGCUCUGCCGACGCUACCGCCGAGCAUGGCGACGCCACCGAACCCGUUCCUGAUGUUCCCCGGGUCACCCUUCUUCGCGCCCGGCUUCCGGCCCCACCCGGGCAUCCCGGGCAUGCCGUUCCCGCCGAACCCGGGCCAAGCCGUUCCGCCGUUCCCGCUGUCGUUCUUCUCGAAGCUACCGCCGCUCGCCUCGAUGAUGACGCUCGAGGCGGACCGCAAAACACCGUCUCCUCCGCCCCACCGCCAUCUGGCGGGGCUAGCGGGUGACGGGACGUACGGGGGCCAGCAGUCUAUGAAGAUCUCGCCGCCGAUGGGCGAGGAAGCGUCGAGCCACCUGCGCCCAUCACCGGCCCGGCCCAUUCCGGUCAACUUUAACUCGCACUCCUCGGCCGCUGUGGCGCUCCUUUCCGGCGGUGGUGGCUCCCCACCGGGACCGGGGCUGUCGCUGACCCCUCGGGACCACUCCGCCGCCACCAACAACAAUCACCUCAAGGAGAACAACAACAACCACCAGGUCACCGGCCAGCGGGCACCCGAAAGUAGGGGAAGUUCGGUCGGGCGAUCGGAAGACACCGACGGGCAGGCUGCGCCGGGGAAGCACUUCCGGCCGGAGGACGGUCUCGGGGAGCCGAAGCCAUCAGUGAAGUCUCCCGCCCUGUCGCUGAUCGACGAGAAGCCCGUCACUCGGCGAAGAAGUCGGGGAGUUGACGACGGGAUGGACGCGGCCUCGGACGGGUCCUUGAACGAACGGAAGAAGAUCAAGAAGGAAGAACAAGACGAGGAAGAGGAGGAAGAGGGCACCGGAGGAGAGCAGCCGCUGGAUCUGAGUCUGUCGAAGAAGAGUUCCCCGCCGCUUCCGGUGGACGAGGAGGAAGUGGAUGAGGACGAAGAUGGGCACCGGAUCGUGAACCGCAGUCCGACGCCGAUCGAGGUGACGAGCCCCACGAGCCUGACCCCGACCCCGUCCGUCCCGACGCCCGGUUCAUCGUCGGAGGAGUUGCCGGUGCGGGGCACCAGGAACGAGGGCGGCCACAGAGGGAAAGCUAGCGUUGCUUCCCCCCGUGCGGAUGCGUUCGCACUGCCCAGCCCUUCGCCGUCACUGUCGCCGCGUCCUUCACCGUCACCCUCGUCACCGGGCGGAGUGGGCCACCAGCAGCAUGGCCAGCAUCUGCCACACCCUCACCAGCACCAGCACCAACACCAUCACCACCAGCAACCGAUCUCGUACCCGCGGCCCAUCUAUCCGCUGCUUCUGGAGGCGAUGUACCGGCCGGGCGGGGGCUUGGGAGCCCCGUUCCAGCGGCCCUUCAACCUGCUCGACUCGCUCGAGUCCAACAUCGAUCUGCUAAAGCGGAGUCGCCAGUACUUGCCGGCCUCGAAGGCGUUCCAUCAGGCGAUGGCCAUGGCAGGUCCGGGACAUGGUGGGCCGGGCUUACCACCGGCCGCUUUUGGCGGAGUGCCGGGCGGAGUGCAGGGACCGGGGCCCGCCGCCGGGCUCGUCGGCAAGGUCAAGGACCGGUACUCGUGCAAGUACUGCGGGAAGAUCUUCCCGCGGUCGGCGAACCUGACGCGUCACCUGCGGACUCACACCGGGGAGCAGCCGUACAAGUGUCGGUACUGCGAGCGCUCGUUCAGCAUCUCGUCCAACCUGCAACGUCACGUCCGGAACAUCCACAACAAGGAGCGCCCGUUCAAGUGUCACCUGUGCGAACGGUGCUUUGGCCAGCAGACGAACCUCGAUCGGCACCUGAAGAAGCACGAUGCGGACGCGACCGGCCUGGGGCUCGGGCUGGGCGAUUCACCGUCGUCGAACGAGGCCGAACGGGGUGACGACGUGUUCUUCGAUGAGAUCCGCUCGUUUAUGGGCAAAGUGACCUACUCGGGCCCGACGGCCUUGCUGGCGGCGGCGGCGGCAGCCGGUGCUAACGGGUUGACCGGCGCGGCAGGUGCCGCUAGUGCCGGACGAGGUGCCGUGGAGGAGGACACUGAUGAUAGCCGGCGGCACGAUUCGUACUCGACGCCGAUCGACGUGACGCGCCUGGAUCCGGGCGAACUGGACGAGGACGACGAGGACGAAGACGAUGCGGCCAGCUGCGACCGGGAGAGCGACCUCAUCAACAUCGAGUCGGACAAGGAAACGACCACCAACCACCACGAUGCGAUCGAGGUGUCCACCUAA
This is a messenger RNA of Anopheles cruzii, 3888 nucleotides long. RefSeq names its product transcription factor hamlet-like. The coding region runs from base 1 to 3888 and encodes 1295 amino acids. The record is from RefSeq and is a predicted model, not a curated record. The transcript has 10 exons. Gene Ontology annotation, cellular component: nucleus. Lineage: Eukaryota; Metazoa; Arthropoda; Insecta; Diptera; Culicidae.